Molecule: messenger RNA, 527 nt
Organism: Wasmannia auropunctata (little fire ant)
Lineage: Eukaryota; Metazoa; Arthropoda; Insecta; Hymenoptera; Formicidae
Exons: 3
Source: RefSeq, a predicted model, not a curated record
UACAAACACAACAGGAUUUAAUACAAAAAAUUGAUAAUGAUAAACAUCAAGUGUAUUAUGUGCCAAAAAAUGCACAUACAGACAAGAUUAUGCUUUCCGUCAGAAAAUGUCUUGAUAGUCUCCUGUCUCACAACAUCACUGGUUUUACUAAUGAAACUGAAAUGAUAAAUACUUACCUACGUAGCUCGAAUCAAAAGCCGUUAACUAUUAUUGUAGCAGGAGUUGUUUUUGAACAAUAUAACGAACCUACGUUAAAAUAUAAAUUGAGGCAUAGGCAUCCGAUACCACAUGAUUUAUAUCAAAGCGUAUCAGAAAUGGAACUUAACACUAGGUCACCUCUUAAAUAUUUCAAUUGGUUUUCACCACUUGCUCAAAUUCAGAUUUGUGUAGAUGAAGCGUUUAUAAAAAAAGUAGCACCAAAUUCCAACGUUAAGAUGUCAAUACAACAAAUGCCUUAUCCACCGCACAUCGAAAUAGACAGGAUUGAUACAAUGUUACGUAUACAAAUUGUUACAUUCGCAGUUAUG